Messenger RNA from Sceloporus undulatus (fence lizard), 1357 nucleotides. RefSeq names its product mitochondrial E3 ubiquitin protein ligase 1 (gene MUL1). Gene Ontology annotation, molecular function: ubiquitin-protein transferase activity. NCBI's taxonomy places the organism in Eukaryota, Metazoa, Chordata, Lepidosauria, Squamata, Phrynosomatidae. Gene Ontology annotation, biological process: organelle organization; protein ubiquitination. The record is from RefSeq and is a predicted model, not a curated record. Gene Ontology annotation, cellular component: mitochondrion.
CCGGAAGUGGCGCUUGCCGCUCUAGGCGCCGCCUGCAGCUCUAUGGUGAUACCUCCACUGCGUGACGUCAUCCGGCGGCGCUAGGCUUCCCCCCCGGAAGUGGAGCCAAGCGGAUGCAAAGAAAGGGUCCACUGCAAUGUAAACACAGAACAAUAAUUGCACCAGGCCAACAGAGCAGUAAACUUCCUUCUUGGCACUCAUGUGACUUUGUUCAGAUAAAGAGAAGCUGAAACCUCUGGAUUUAUUUAAAGCCGCAAGGUCUGGCCUUCCGGAAGGAGACCUUUUCAGAGGAUGGAAAACUGACUUGGAAAUGCCCAGAUGAGAUAGACAUAGGCACCAGAGUUAGGCCAUAACCAUGGACGCUGCGGGGCGCCCUUCGACGGGUCAAGUUGUUCUCCUGGCUACCAGUUCGGCCAUCACUGCAAUCCUGUAUGCCAUUUACAGGCACAAGUCAAAGGUGGUUCACAGCCUGAAGGGAGCCAAAAAAAUCACCCUAGACCAAGAUCUGAAGACUUUCCUUAUGGAGGCACCGGGAAAGUGUGUCCCCUAUGCUGUGAUAGAAGGCGUCGUACGGUCUGUGAAAGAAACUCUCAGCAGCCAGUUUGUGGAAAACUGCAAAGGAGUGGUCCAAAGGCUGACGCUGCAGGAGCACAAAAUGGUGUGGAAUCGAACCACGCACCUCUGGAAUGAUUACGAGAAGAUCAUCCACCAGAGGACCAACACGACGGCUUUCGACUGGUGCCCGGAAGGAGGGACCGACGUCACCGUCAGGGUCCUGAAACUGGAACGGGCCGAGCUCAGCUUGGAGACGGUCUACGAAAAGUUCCACCCGUCCGUCCAGUCGUUCACGGACGUGAUCGGCCACUACAUUAGUGGAGAGCGGCCCAAGGGCAUCCAGGAGACCGAGGAGAUGCUGAGUGGGGCCGCCCUGACCGGCAUCGGGGAGCUGGUCCUCGACAACGCCACCAUCAAACUCCAGCCCCCCAAAGAGGGCAUGCAUCACUACCUCACCAGCCUGGAUUUCGAGGCCUUGGUGCAGAAGCAGGAGUCCAGUGUGCGGCUCUGGCGGGUCCUGACCCUCCUCUUUGGCGUCGCCAGCUGCGCCGUGUCUCUUCCUCCUCCACAAGCAGUUCGCCGGCACCAGGAGAGGCGUCGCUUGCGCCAGAUGGAGAGGCUCUCGCGGCAGGGGGAUGCCGUGAACGCUUGCGUCGUCUGUCUCACCCACCCGUCUUGCGUCUUCCUCGAGUGCGGGCAUGUCUGCUCAUGCACCAAGUGCUAUGCGGCCCUUCCGAGACCCUCGUGCCCGAUUUGUAGGCAAGAAGUAACCAGAGUGGGCCUUAUUAUAACAGCUGAAUGA